This is a messenger RNA of Adineta ricciae, 387 nucleotides long. NCBI's taxonomy places the organism in Eukaryota, Metazoa, Rotifera, Eurotatoria, Adinetida, Adinetidae. The record is from the annotation of a GenBank genome assembly.
AUGGCCUCGUCUAAACAAGCGAAGAAAAUAUUCAAUCAAGGAAGGAAAAUAGCUACUUCAGCGACAAACAAACGCUCACGGCCCGUUUCUGAGGGUGAUGUUCGAGUGCAAGACACUGAUGAUAGUCAAGAAGAAAUUCUUCACCACCGAAGUACAUACCACGAAGGUAAACGCGACAAACGACAGCAAUUUGUACGACCUAAUGCAUUCUUGAGUUUUAGAAUUACGAAUCAAGAGAUUAUUGAUUGUGCGAGUGAAAUUCAAAAACAGAUUAUAAAAGCCAAUCCAUUAUUAUCGGAAGCGAGCACAUCGAUUCCUACACUGCACGUGACAUUGAUGGUAUUUGCAUUGAAAACAGACGAAGAUAGACAGAGGUUAGUCAAAUAA